CGUCAACUAAGAAGAAACUUCGGCCCUUACAUGCGGUGAUUACAUUUUAUCAAUCGUCAAUCCCAUCAGCCUCCAACCUCCACCGGCAACCGGCGGUCGUCCCCGGCAAUCUGAUUAUCGGCGGCAGUGAGAAGUGGUGUCAUAUUCUAGCAUAAGUUUUACGCAGUUCCACCCCACCAUCUGUGGUCAAGAUGCCAGCAGGCGAGCCUUUGCACGAGUCAUCAGAAGCCGAGGGCGAGGUGCAGGUGUGGGCCCAGAUAAAAACUGAGGUAAAACGUGACGCUGAGUCUGAGCCAGCACUCGCAAGCUAUUUGUACUCGACAAUACUCUCGCAUUCAUCAUUGGAGCGCUCACUGUCGUUUCACUUGGGGAAUAAGCUGUGCUCGUCCACUCUCCUCUCGACGCUCCUCUAUGAUCUAUUCCUCGAUGCCUUUUCCUCUGAUUCCUCUCUACGCGCUGCCACGGUCGCUGAUCUAUUCGCUGCACGUGAACGUGAUCCUGCUUGCGUCUCGUUCUCUCACUGUUUACUCAAUUACAAGGGCUUCCUGGCCUGUCAGGCUCAGCGAGUGGCGCAUAAGUUGUGGAGUCAGUCACGUAAACCACUAGCACUGGCACUCCAGUCACGAAUCGCGGAUGUGUUUUCCGUGGACAUUCACCCAGCUGCAAGGAUCGGUAAAGGUGUUCUGUUCGACCACGCGACGGGCGUUGUGGUUGGGGAGACGGCAGUUAUAGGAAACAAUGUGUCAAUAUUGCACCACGUGACACUAGGUGGGACGGGAAAGGUGGGUGGAGACAGGCACCCAAAGAUUGGUGAUGGUGUACUGAUUGGUGCAGGUGCAACAAUUCUGGGAAACGUGAAGAUCGGUGAGGGUGCAAAGAUUGGGGCGGGGUCAGUGGUGCUUAUCGAUGUGCCACCAUGGACAACCGCGGUGGGGAAUCCGGCAAGGUUGGUCGGAGGGAAGGAGCGGCCCUCUAAACAUGAGGAUGUGCCAGGGGAGUCUAUGGACCAUACCUCCUUUAUAUCUGAGUGGUCUGAUUACAUAAUUUGACAAGUUUUUGCUUUUGUUAUGUUUAUAUCAUGUGUAGCUGUGAGUCUGAGACCUAUAAUCCAUAACUCUUACCUCUGAAAUGCUACAAUGCAGUCAACUGCUACUUUGUGUGUGUUAAUAUUAUAAAGCUCUCUCCGUCGUAAUUUGACAAGUUUUCAUCUGUAACAAGAUGAUAUGCAGA
Molecule: messenger RNA, 1230 nt
Organism: Malus domestica (apple)
Lineage: Eukaryota; Viridiplantae; Streptophyta; Magnoliopsida; Rosales; Rosaceae
Product: serine acetyltransferase 5-like
Cellular component (GO): cytosol; cytoplasm
Molecular function (GO): L-serine O-acetyltransferase activity
Source: RefSeq, a predicted model, not a curated record